AAUUAUCUCCUCAUCAUAUUCCUUCUUUUCUUCUUCUUUUUUUGUCACUUUCCUGCUGUUCUUUAAUUACUUCUCCUCCUUAAAUCAAGGGAUUAAAUGAGUGUCAAAUUUUCCUGAAAUUAAAACCAAUGAAGAAGACGAUGGAGCUCAAUUUCUCGGCGGCUAUGGCUAUCUUCCUCUGCUUUUUCGUUGGAUCCUUUGCGGGGUUGCUUUACGAGCAGGCCCAGCCGGCGGUUGAGCCGCCGGGAACUACUAUCCAGGCAUUUCCGGUUCAGCCGGAGACGGGGCAGAGGUGCAAGCUUGACUUCUCUGCCGAGCUUUUCGGCGGCGUGAAAGCCGCCUGCCCGUCGGGCAACCUUGACCGGAACCGGUGCUGCCCGGUGCUGGCGGCGUGGGUCUACGCGGCUUACGCUCGCUCGGCGCUUCAGGUCUCCGCCGCCGCGUCCCCGUCUCCUCCGUCGGAGCUGCCGAUGAUGCCGAACGACGACCAGUCGUGCGUCAGCUCGCUCCAGGACUGGCUCCAGAGGAACAAGAUCGAGAUUCCUCGGCCCAAUUCCACGUGCGACACCGUUUUGUGCUUCUGCGGCAUCCGCCUCCACCGCAUCACUUCCCUCACCUGCUCCGCCGCCUUCAACGUCUCCGUCUCCGGCACCGCCACGCCGACCGCCGUGGUCACGGAUCUCGCGCCGAACUGCCGCCAGCCCUCGUUUUCCGGCUGUACCCAGUGUCUAAAAUCUCUCCAAAAGAUUAAGGGCGGGGCUAAAAACGCGACGAGAAAAGCCCGAAACGGCGACAACAAUCGGGCAACGAGGAUGUUAAACGAGGAUUGCCAGUUAAUGGGGCUGACGUGGUUGCUGGCGCGGAACAAGACGGCGUACAUUCCGACGGUGUCGGCGGUGCUGCGGGCCAUAAUGUACAGUGGGUCUCCGGCGGCGGACGGGUGGAAAAUCGAAAACGCGAAAUGCAGCCAGGACCAGGAGAACAUGCCGUUGGCCGUCGACUCGUCGCAGCUCAAAAACGCCGAUUCAUCUUCUUCAUCAAUUUACUUUCCCAUUUCGAAGCAGAGUUUUUCUGGUGAAAGAGCUGAUGGGUUUACAUACUCGAUGAUCUUGAAAGGGUCUACUUCUUUGGAUUUAGUAGGAUUGCGAGAACGGGAAGGCUACAUGAACCAAGGGAAUGUGGAUGAUGCAGAAGACGUGUUCAAGAAAACGCGGGUAAAAGACGAAGUUGUUUUCAAUGCAAUGAUAGAAGGUUACAGUAAAUCCAUCAAAACUGCUAAGAAAGCAAUUGAAUUUUACAUCAACAUGAAAAAAUUGGGAUUUAACCCCACAAUUUCCACGUUUGCAAGCUUGAUUGGUGCUUGCUCUGCUCUAGCGGCCUUUGAAGUUGGUCAGCAAGUCCUUGGGCAAGUAAUAAAGACUAGCUUUGUUCAACACAUAAAGAUCGGAAGUGCUUUGAUUGACAUGUUCUCUAAAUGCGGGCAGACAGAAGAAGCGAGAAGCGUUUUUGACCACAUGCCCGAAAGAAACGUAUUUUCUUGGACUUCGAUGAUUGAUGGGUAUGGGAAGAACGGAUACCCAAAUGAAGCUCUUGUUCUGUUCGACGAAAUGCUCAUGAACCAUCAUGUUAAACCUAACUAUGUCACAUUCCUAAGUGCCCUUUCAGCAUGUGCACAUUCCGGGCUAGUCGCUAAAGGAAAGCACAUCUUUGAAAGAAUGGAGAAGGAAUAUUCAAUGAAGCCAAGAAUGGAGCAUUAUGCUUGCAUGGUUGAUUUGUUGGGCCGGGCGGGGCGUCUAAAUCAGGCUUUGGAGUUUGCGAUAAAUAUGCCCGAGAAGCCCAAUUCGGACGUGUGGGCUGCUUUGCUUAGUUCUGGUAGACUACAUGGAGAUAUUGAAAUUACAAAUUUAGCUGCUAAGGAACUCUUUAAUUUAAGUGGGAAUAGUCGGCCAGGGGCUUAUGUUGCGCUGUCAAACACAUUGGCAGAGGCGGGAAAAUGGGAUAGUGUGAGUGAACUUAGAGUGUUGAUGAAGUCGCGCGGGAUAUCAAAAGGCACUGGGUUCAGUUGGGUUGGGAGAGAUGGGUUCCUUGAAGCUUUUCAUGCUGGUUAAAAGAUUCAGUUAAGUUCUGUGUUAUUUAUAAAUUUAAUCCAAGAAAGCACAGUAACUUUGCAUUCAGAGAAGGGUGUAGAAAACUGUGAUUGAAGGUGACUCCAGGCCAGCUAUUAGGCUCUGUUUGGAUGCCAAGGAAAGAUGAUUUCAGCUUCUUGUCCAUGACCUGCUGAAGAUUAAAACUUGUCAAUCAAGAACAUCAGUUGAC
Messenger RNA from Cuscuta campestris, 2316 nucleotides. Lineage: Eukaryota; Viridiplantae; Streptophyta; Magnoliopsida; Solanales; Convolvulaceae. The record is from the annotation of a GenBank genome assembly.